AUGCCUCCCUACCUUACCUACUUUACAGGCCAAGCCAGUUUUGGCUAUAUCUGCUUAACACCGCUGGGCUGCCCAGCCCAUGUGGAAAACGCACUGAAGAUGGCGUCCAUCUCAGUUCCCACGACGGCCCAGCUCUCAGGGUCGCUGCGGCUGCCCCCAGCUCAUGCGGUCACUAAAAAGCUCAUCUCCCGCCUCUCGCGGAAGUCCCUUGCAGAGCUCGCCCUCUCAUGGCUGGCCCAGUCAUCCGAUGCUUCAUUGUCUCCGUACCUCAGCCCCCAGGACCACGACGACAGCAUGUACGAGGCAUCGCAGUCCCUCGAGGCCCUGCGCGACAUCUACAGCAGCAUGCUCGAGUCCGGCAACAAGGGCAGCAAACAGGAGGCCGAGCUGCCGCCCGACGUCAAGACGCACUGCGCAUUCGAGCGCCACAAAGAGCUUGCCAUUCUCCUCUUAAGAAUAUUCAUCUUUGAUUCGCCCUACGGCACGAACCUGGUAGCCGGCGACUUGGUCCCGCCAAACUUUGAUACCUCCAGGACCGUCUACCUUGCCUUCCCAGACGCUUCCCCUUACGUGUACAUCAGCAACGCCACGACGGUUGCGGGCAGUGUCCCCAACAGUGACGCAAAGAGCCUGCGAGCCAUGGUCGUCGAGAGCGUCCCCAACGCGCUAUCGAGGCCGGGGGAGCGGUUCACGCUCAAGUCGACCAGCCUUUCGACAAAGAACCUGUCGGAAUUGGUUGAGAGAAGAGGUGGUGGCCGCACCAACGCGGCAGGUGGCGGGUGGGCCUUUUACGCCGACUUGCGGAGGAAGGAAAGCCCCUUGGACGUCAACUUGCCGACCCCACCGCUUUCGGAUGAGGAUGCGGAUGGCGGCGAGACGAAAAGAAAGGCCGGAUGGGAAUCUGAGGAACAAAAGGUCCAGAAAAGGCAGAGAUUGGUCGCGCUGGCGAGGUUUGGAGAGUCUGCCAAGAUUGACGACGGUCUAGGGGUCGAGAGAGUAGAUGUCGUGAUCGAAGACCCUUUUCCUUCGGCAGCAGACGGCGGCUCCAAUGCGCGGCCUUUGCAAGGAGGCAAGAGUAAACCUGAUCGCCGACAGAGCACGCUUGAUGCGGCACUCCAGCGGGAGGCGGAACUGCGCGAUGAAGAGGAAGAUCCAUCGGCCGAUCCGGGCUCAAGAUGGUGCCCGAGGAUCAAAUUGACAUUCCCGGGACACACGUGUUCGCGGGCAUAAGGCAACUGGUGGAGGCCGGCGCCAUAAAUGGGGAACGUAUGCCUGGUUGGAUGACGGGCGAGGAAGGCGUCACGAUUGGGGCUGUGAAACACGGUCGAAUAAGAGGGCACAAGGGGUCAGGUGUAUAACGGCCCGAGACUUUCUAUUGAUUUUGACGAUUUUGUUUAUCAUGACAGCAAGGAGUUGGGGCUUCUCUUUUGGGGCUUUUGAUUAUGGAUACCCGUACGCAUGAUGGCUCUGAAUAUAUUUCUAUGUCUAUGCAUCUACU
Molecule: messenger RNA, 1498 nt
Organism: Pyricularia oryzae 70-15
Lineage: Eukaryota; Fungi; Ascomycota; Sordariomycetes; Magnaporthales; Pyriculariaceae
Exons: 3
Coding region: 1-1230 (409 amino acids)
Biological process (GO): CENP-A containing chromatin assembly; chromosome segregation
Source: RefSeq, a predicted model, not a curated record